This is a messenger RNA of Paecilomyces variotii, 3162 nucleotides long. Its product is annotated as Sac2 family-domain-containing protein. Bases 1 to 3162 code for a protein of 1053 amino acids. The record is from RefSeq and is a predicted model, not a curated record. Gene Ontology annotation, cellular component: GARP complex. The transcript has 9 exons. Gene Ontology annotation, biological process: retrograde transport, endosome to Golgi; endocytic recycling; Golgi to vacuole transport. Gene Ontology annotation, molecular function: syntaxin binding; oxidoreductase activity. Lineage: Eukaryota; Fungi; Ascomycota; Eurotiomycetes; Eurotiales; Thermoascaceae.
AUGUGGCUGGAUCGUCUAUCUGGUCAUUCAACGCCCUCGGGCUCUCCGUCUCCAUACAAUAACCGCAAUUAUUCGCCUCACUCGCGCAGACCCUCCCAUCUUUCCCCUAAUCCACCCUCGAAUCGCCCAGGGAUCAAUCCGCGGUCAUCCUCGUUGUCUCUAUUAUCUAUCUCGAAUGACUCCACGGCAUCCCUCCCAGGUACUGCUCGCGCUUCCAAUGGCGCGUCCCAGAAACAAGGAACGUCCAGUUCACGUCCACCCGGUGUACCAGAUCCCAUUGACGUGCUGAAUGCUAUCAUUGGAAAACGGAGUGACGAGAGUGGCGGAACAGGCCUUGAUGCAGAGGCAGAGCCCGCGGAGAAGCCAGCGCAGCUCGUGGAGACGAUUGACUUUGAGGGCCUCAGCCUAGAAGAAUUUAUUUCGAAGAAAGAUGAGACGAACGUGUUUCUCAAGAGUGAAGCAGGUGCCCAGACGAUCCAGCAAUUUGAAAAGGAAAGAGAUAAAUUCCAAGAACUCCAUAAUGCCAUUACCGAUUGCGAUGAUAUCCUGAAAUCAGUCGAGUCGUAUCUCGCGGAUUUCCAGACUGAACUCGGGGCUGUUUCUGCUGAAAUCGAGACGCUCCAGUCCCGUUCCAUCCAGCUGAACGCCAAGCUUGAAAAUAGAAGGAAUGUAGAAAAGCUCCUGGGACCAGCAGUGGAAGAGAUCAGUAUCUCUCCUAAGGCGGUCAAAGUGAUCGCUGAUGGACCAAUCGACGAGAACUGGAUGAAAGCCCUAACUGAAUUGGAAGCCCGCGCUGCUACCAUCGAAGCCAAGUCUUCUGGAUCGAAUAAUAUCAAAGCGAUCGAGGAUGUCAAGCCAUUAUUGACAGACAUCAAGAACAAGGCUGUCGAAAGAAUCCGCGACUACUUGGUCUCUCAGAUUAGAGCUUUACGAUCGCCAAAUAUCAACGCUCAGAUCCUGCAGCAACAGAAGCUGGUCAAAUUCAAGGACCUAUAUAGCUACAUCUCCAGGGCCCAUCCUACUCUUACAGAACAGAUAACGCAAGCAUAUGUCAACACGAUGCGCUGGUACUAUCUGUCUAAUUUUACACGGUACAAUCAAGCCCUGGAGAAGCUGAAAUUGCAUACCGAUAGAAAUGAUGUUCUGGGCGGUGAUCCUUCGUCUCAACGCACUGGAAAUAUCUUAACCACUGGUCGAGGUGUGACUGCCGCCCACGAUCCUUUCUCUCUGGGAAGAAGAAUGGAUAUACUCAGAACCACCAACCAUAUGGCCAUGUCGUCGUAUCUUGUGGAUGAAGACAAGUCGGUUCAUGGAAUUGAGGUCCCAUUCAGAAACUUCAAUCUUGCUCUGGUUGAUAAUGUCUCAGCAGAGUAUUCUUUCAUGACUGAGAUGUUUUCCACUAAGACAUUCCACCAGAUCUCCCGCAGAGCCGUCGAAAUCUUCGAGCCUGUCUUUGCUCUCGGGCAGUCGUUGACCAAACAAUUGAUCGAAAACAGUACUGAUAGUCUUGGUGUUCUGUUAUGCGUCAGAUUAAAUCAGCAAUCCGCCUUUGAGCUACAGCGCCGCAAGAUUCCUGUGGCAGACUCGUACGUCAACGGCACCAACAUGCUAUUGUGGCCGCGAUUCCAGAAAAUUAUGGAUAUGCACUGCGAGUCAUUGAAGCGCUUGUCGGCUUCAGGACGAAGUUCAGUCCCCUCUCUUUCAUUAGGGGGAGAUGACAAGCACUCAUCCGCGCCUCACUUCCUCACUCAGCGAUUCGGUCAACUGCUUCAUGGCAUAUUAGCUCUGAGUGGCGAGGCAGGUGAUGACGAACCCCUAUCAAACAGUCUUGCAAGAUUAACUGCCGAAUUCGACUCUCUUCUCACAAAACUCAGUCGAAGCACUGGAGAUCCGAAGAGAAGGGAACGCUUCCUCUUUAAUAAUUACUCUUUGGUUCUAACCAUCAUCAGCGAUACGGAUGGAAAACUAGCAGCUGAGCAGAAACAGACCAUACGUUCGUGUCGUUAUCAACAUCUUGAAGAUGACGUUGCUAAUAGCGCACUUCAGGUCAUUGGAGCUGGAGUAGUAGGCCUUGCGGUUGCUCGGCAAUUGGCCUCGAGAGAUGGCACGUCAACGAUACUGUUAGAACGGCAUGGAGCUGUGGGGAUGGAGACAAGUAGUCGGAAUUCAGAAGUCAUCCAUGCUGGUAUAUACUACCCCGCAGAUUCCCUGAAAACGAAGCUCUGCAUCAAGGGUAGAGAGAUGUUAUACGACCUAUGCGAGAAGCGGGAUAUUCCCCAUCGCAACACGAAGAAAUGGAUCGUUGCCCAAAAUGAAGACGAAUGGAAAUCCUGUCUCAGAGUCCACGAACAUGCGCAAUCGAUAGGUGUACCGACACGACUGGUCAGUCAAGAGGAGGCGAAGCAGAGAGAGCCAGAAGUCAGAGCGCAAGCGGGCAUCGUGGAGAGUUUGACUACAGGAAUUGUGGACAGUCAUUCGUUAAUGACAUGCUUACAAGGUGACUAUGAGAAUCAGGGGGGAGAUGUCGCCCUCCAAACGGCCGUGACUAGGAUCGAGCCCUUGAAUUCCGGCAAAGAUGGAUAUCGGAUAUGGGCACGAUCUGAAGACGGGUCUGAGGAUUCGAUCACAGCAGAAACUCUCAUAAAUAGCGCAGGAAAUGGGGCUUGCUAUAUCAACAACUUAGUUCUCCCCGAGGAACGACACCGCACGCCGUAUUUCGCGAAGGGGACGUAUUUCUCUUACUCGGCAUCUUCCCCCAGAACUUCGACGUUGAUCUACCCGGCCCCGAUGCCAGGACAUGGUGGGCUGGGUACACAUCUCACUUUGGAUCUGACCGGACGCAUACGAUUUGGACCUGAUGUUGAAUGGAUCAGCGACCCUAAUGAUCUAAAACCGAGUGCUGCCAGGCUUCAGGAGGCACUACCUCAAAUCAAGGCGUAUUUGCCCAACGUCAACCCAGAGGCAAUCGAUCUGGAUUACUGCGGCAUCAGACCGAAAUUGAACCCGGGUGGUGGAAACACCGCUGGGAAGGGCUUUCAGGACUUCAUCAUUCAAAAGGAAGAGGGGUUCCCCGGUUUUAUCAACUUAUUAGGCAUUGAGAGCCCUGGAUUGACGAGUGCCCUAGCUAUCGGAAAGAUGGUCGAGGGUCUUCUGUAUAAGUGA